AUGGCCGACGCAGUGAAAGAGAAGGAGGUUCCACCCGCCGUAGUUGAGGCGGAAGAGGAGAACGACGACGCUGAGGAGGACGGGGUGGUCGAUACUCCCGCGAAUGGAGAGGGCAAGAAGAAGAAGAAAAAGAAGAAGCCCAAGAAGAAGAAGGUAGAGCAGACCGAACCGCCGCGUGUUGCCAUAACGAAGCUGUUCCCCGAUGGGAACUAUCCAGAGGGCGAGCUGCAGGAAUAUAAGAACGACAAUGCAUGGCGCACAACCUCAGAAGAGAUGCGCUACAACGAGCGCAUGGCUAUGGAAGACCCCGAGACAACGUACGCGAGCAUUCGCCGUGCCGCGGAGGUGCACAGACAGGUGCGGCAGUAUGCGCGCAAAACGAUCAAGCCGGGCAUGAGCAUGACCGAGAUCGCAAACAUCAUUGAGGAUGGCACGCGAGCAUUGGUAGAGGAGGACGGAAUGGAGUCGGGCGUGGGAUUCCCUACUGGCCUCAGUCUAAACCACUGCGCAGCGCAUUAUUCACCAAACUCGGGGGACACAAUCGUCCUCCAGCACGGCGAUGUCAUGAAGGUCGACUUUGGUGUACAUGUGAAGGGCCGUAUCGUUGAUUCCGCAUUUACACUCACGUUUGAGCCAACCUAUGACAAGUUGCUCGAAGCCGUGAAGGAUGCAACAAAUACUGGUAUCCGGGAAGCUGGCAUCGACGUCCGACUGGGCGAACUCGGCGGAUACAUUCAGGAGACCAUGGAGUCAUAUGAGGUUGAGGCCGACGGCAAGGUGUAUCCCGUGAAAGCGAUUCAAAACCUGAGCGGACAUACCAUCAUACCGUAUUCGAUCCACGGAGGGAAGGCCGGAAAGUCCGUACCGCUGAUCAGGACGGAAGACCAAACGAAGAUGGAGGAAGGGGAGUAUUUUGCUAUCGAGACGUUUGGAUCAACGGGACGCGGCAGGGUCGUUGAGAAUGGCGAAGUCUCGCAUUAUGCGAGGGCAUGGGAUGCACCACAUGUUCCUCUGCGGUUGACGUCUGCCAAGUCGCUACUCAAGACUAUCAACAAGAACUUUGGCACAUUGCCGUUCUGCCGGCGGUACCUCGACCGACUCGGGGAGAGCAAGUACCUGCUUGCCUUGAACCACCUAGUGGCACAAGGAAUUGUGCAUGACUAUCCCCCGCUAUGCGACCAAAUAGGGUCGAAGACUGCCCAAUUCGAACACACCAUCCUAUUGCGUCCGACACGGAAAGAGGUAGUCAGCCGAGGAGAGGACUACUAACGCGCGGCCCUGGCUUAUACCGCUGUCUGUUGUCCGCUGUUCUGUAUUGGUAGUGUGUCUGUAAUAUGCCGUUGGAUACCUCAGGCUUCCGCUCGGCUGACUGUCAUGUGUUCGAAGUGAGCGUGCCACAUUCAGCAAAUGCACGCCGGG
This is a messenger RNA of Postia placenta MAD-698-R-SB12, 1419 nucleotides long. RefSeq lists its product as hypothetical. Bases 1 to 1269 code for a protein of 422 amino acids. Gene Ontology annotation, molecular function: metalloaminopeptidase activity. Gene Ontology annotation, biological process: proteolysis. The transcript has 10 exons. Lineage: Eukaryota; Fungi; Basidiomycota; Agaricomycetes; Polyporales; Adustoporiaceae. The record is from RefSeq and is a predicted model, not a curated record.